AUGGUUGUCUUGUCCAAACCAGCUGUUAUUGAACACUUAUCUCUAGUUAACAACACAUUAUUCCAUGGUGUACCAUUGAUAGACCUCUCGAAGCCCAACGUAAACAGCCUUCUUGUCAAGGCUUGCCCAGAAUUUGGUUUCUUUAAGGUCAUCAAUCAUAGUGUCCCAAUUGAAUCCAUAACCAAAUUAGAAUCUCUAGCUAUUCAAUUCUUCUCUUCACCUCUCCCUGAAAAAGAAAAAGCAGGUCCUCCUGACCCUUUUGGCUAUGGCAACAAAAAAAUUGGGUCCAAUGGAUAUGUUGGUUGGUUUGAGUACAUUUUCUUAACAACCAAUACAGAUUUCAACAACCAAAAAUUUGCAUCAAUUUCCGGCGAAUCCCAAGAGACUUUUCAUUGUACCAUGAAUGACUAUGUGUCAUUUGUUAAGAAAAUGGCUUGUGAGAUUCUCGAAAUGUUGGCUGAAGGGCUGAAGAUUCAACCAAGAAAUACAUUCAAUAAGCUUGUUAUGAAUGAAGAGAGUGACUCUGUUUUCAGGCUUAAUCAUUACCCUCCAUGCCUUGACGAUCAGUUUAAGGGUGGAAAUUUGAUUGGUUUUGGCGAACACACUGAUCCACAAAUCAUAUCUGUUUUGAGAUCUAACAACACUUUUGGUCUUCAAAUCUUAUUGAAAGAUGGCAAUUGGGUUUCAAUCCCUCCUGAUCAAACUUCAUUCUUCAUUAAUGUUGGCGACUCAUUACAGGUUAUGACCAAUGGGAUGUUUAAGAGUGUAAGGCAUAGAGUUGUAGCCAACAAAUCAAAAUCCAGACUUUCAAUGAUUUAUUUUGGAGGACCACCUUUGUGCAAAAAGAUAGCUCCAUUACCGUCACUGAUGAAAGGAGAAGACAGUUUAUACCAAGAGUUCACGUGGUUAGAGUACAAAAAAUCAGCUUACAGGUCGAGACUCGCUGAAAAUAGAUUGGGUGAGUUCGAGAAAAUUGCAGCCUCCUAG
Olea europaea var. sylvestris is the source of this 987-nucleotide messenger RNA. Its product is annotated as gibberellin 2-beta-dioxygenase 1-like. Lineage: Eukaryota; Viridiplantae; Streptophyta; Magnoliopsida; Lamiales; Oleaceae. Bases 1 to 987 code for a protein of 328 amino acids. The transcript is spliced from 3 exons. Gene Ontology annotation, biological process: gibberellin catabolic process; response to light stimulus. The record is from RefSeq and is a predicted model, not a curated record.